Gavia stellata (red-throated loon) is the source of this 700-nucleotide messenger RNA. RefSeq names its product cytochrome c oxidase assembly factor 3 homolog, mitochondrial. Gene Ontology annotation, biological process: mitochondrial respiratory chain complex IV assembly. The record is from RefSeq and is a predicted model, not a curated record. NCBI's taxonomy places the organism in Eukaryota, Metazoa, Chordata, Aves, Gaviiformes, Gaviidae. Bases 7 to 321 code for a protein of 104 amino acids. The transcript has 2 exons. Gene Ontology annotation, cellular component: mitochondrial inner membrane.
GGGAAGAUGGCGGCACCGCGGGAGCCGGGCGGGGAGGCGGCGUUCGCGCGGCGCAUCGACCCUGCGCGGGAGCCGGGGCUCAGCCCCGAGCAGCGCCUUCACAUGGCGGAGGUGGAGCGCGCCCAGCGCCAGCGCGCUCUGCAGCGGCGGCUCCGCGGCCGCAACGCGCUGCUGGCCCUCGGCAUCGGCGCGGUGGCGUUUGGCAUCUACGGCUACACCUUCUACUCGGUGUCCCAGGAGCGGUUCCUGGAUGAGCUGGAGCAGGAGGCAGAGGCGGCACGGGCGCGGGCACAGGCGCGGGCCGAGAGCGCAGCGAGCUAAGCAGGGAGGGCCUGGCUCAGCCCGGCCCCAGCGAACCCCGUGAGUGAGCUGCCCCCGCGGAGCAGGAUGGGCCUCAAGCACAGGGGAGUCGCCUGGCCCUGAGCACAGGGCAGCCGCCCUUGUGGGGGUCUGGGCCUGCACGGUGCUCAGUGCGGUCUAGGGAAAUGCACUGGGAGGGCUCCCCUGCAGGCAGCCGCCUUUCUCCUGGAGAGCGAAUAGAGUCCUUGCCAGGGACUUGCUCCUGGGAAGGGCAGGGGUGCCCAGGUGCCCUUCACUUUCCAUAAUAAAUACCCUGUUUGGAGACUGCAUCAGCACCUGUUAUUAAAGCAGCUGGUGGCCAGAGUCCCACUCAGGUGUCUGCUGAGAUGGGGGAAUUUUC